Akanthomyces muscarius is the source of this 546-nucleotide messenger RNA. RefSeq lists its product as uncharacterized. Gene Ontology annotation, biological process: protein folding. NCBI's taxonomy places the organism in Eukaryota, Fungi, Ascomycota, Sordariomycetes, Hypocreales, Cordycipitaceae. The record is from RefSeq and is a predicted model, not a curated record. The transcript has 6 exons. Bases 1 to 546 code for a protein of 181 amino acids. Gene Ontology annotation, cellular component: microtubule cytoskeleton; cytoplasm. Gene Ontology annotation, molecular function: GTP binding; GTPase activity.
AUGCUGUCGAUUCUACGAAAAGCGCGGCUCAAGGACAAGGAGAUGCGCAUCCUGAUGCUUGGCCUCGAUAAUGCAGGAAAAACGACAAUUGUUAAAAGGAUCUUGAACGAGGAUGUGCAUACCGUCAGCCCAACGCUGGGAUUCAUCAUCAAGACGAUAGACUACGACGGAUAUAAGCUCAAUAUCUGGGAUGUCGGUGGACAAAAAACUCUGCGGUCAUAUUGGCGAAACUACUUUGAAAAGACAGACGCGCUGAUAUGGGUGGUCGACUCUACGGACCGGUUGCGAAUUGAAGACUGUAGAGAGGAGCUCCACGGGCUACUGCAGGAAGAGCGGUUGGCGGGAGCUUGCCUGCUGAUUUUCGCCAACAAGACGGAUGUGGACGGAUGCAUGACAGAGACGGAAAUUCUACAGGGUCUCCGACUAGACGAAAUUCGAACGCAUCAAUGGCACAUUCUCCAGUGCAGCGCCAUGACGGGCAAGAACCUCAACGAAGGGAUUGCGUGGGUUGUGGAGGAUGCGAAGAAGAGGCUGUUUCUGUACUAG